This is a messenger RNA of Cooperia oncophora, 348 nucleotides long. The record is from the annotation of a GenBank genome assembly. NCBI's taxonomy places the organism in Eukaryota, Metazoa, Nematoda, Chromadorea, Rhabditida, Trichostrongylidae.
AUGUCACUGGAUAGAAACUCCACAACCAUUACGAUUCCAAUUCACGGUACUAAUUACUACACCAUCACUGCUACCAUACCAACAAAAGGAUUCCACACUCUUACAACCUCGUCCACUCCCGAUGGUCCAUACUCUUAUUUUGUUUAUGGACAGACACCUAAUGCUACGUAUGGAUACAUGGGAGCCAUUAACAUGCCACAAGUGAUACUGUUGCCAACAACGACGGCUGCUCCUUCGACUGCUACGGUGACAGCUCCUAGUGUGAUGCCGACGACACCACAACGUACGUCAUCAACGAGUUCACCACCUAUAACUACUACGAACAUUCGCAGUACGACACCGAAAUAA